Molecule: messenger RNA, 26694 nt
Organism: Podarcis lilfordi (Lilford's wall lizard)
Lineage: Eukaryota; Metazoa; Chordata; Lepidosauria; Squamata; Lacertidae
Source: the annotation of a GenBank genome assembly
AUGGUGAACGCCAGAAUGGAGCCUUCUGGAUCCUCCAGUCCUUCGGACCUAAUAGACUUUCUGACUGAUUUAGGAAUAAGAGACGUGACCUGUGAAACUGGAGACAGCUUAGGAGGGGCGGGUGACCUGCUGACACCUUCAGAAACCCCCCAGACUGAAACCAUGACUCCCCUUCCAUUCUUGGGCCUGAAAGACAUAGACCUCCUCCAGGGUAGCUUGGAGGGCCUUGGCUGGAGCAGAGGUGAAACGUCCUCUGAGAAACCUUCUCCGCCGCUGGCUCAAAGCCGUGCUGAGGAAUUCCACCCUGGAACUUGCCCUUCUUCAGAGCGCCUAGAGAUUGUGCAGCCUAGGAGGGAAGCAUCUCAGCAGCUGCCGGAAAAUCCAAAGAGCCUGAAAAACAGCAGCCAUGAUAACACCAAGGCUCUCUUCUCGGCCAGCAUUCUCCAAGCUGAGCUAUGCUUCCUGGACCUGCAAGGGGCGAUUGACCGGCAGAAGGAGCCACUGAGGAGUUCCUCCCCUAGCCUUGAGAAGGUUCUGGGGAUGCCCCCCUCGCAGGACUCGGCCACCUCCCAUGAGCCUUUGCUCCUGGAGAGCGAUAGUGGGGAGGAGCCGGAGGAGGACUCAGAGAGGCAGGAGGAGGAGGAGGAUGAAGGCUCACUGGAGGAAGAAGAGGAAGAAGAGGAGGAGGUGGAAUGCUUGUUUUACGACAACCCGCUCUUUUGCGCAAGUCCAAGAACCACCAGCUCCGAAGGACCAUCUCUCUUGGACCGUAUGGAAGAAAAGGCCUUCAAGGAAGAUGGGGAAGGAAUCCCCACCUGCGGUCUGACCUCUACGGAUUGUGCCCACGGCCUGCCGUGCCAGACAGGUGUGGCAAUGAGCCUUGUGGCCACAGACUCCGAGCCUGCGCCUGAGCCAGAUCCUGGUGGAAACCCGUCCCCAGGCCCUUACCCAAGCUACGUGCCUCAUUACCGCUCCUUGUCUCCCCUGGUGAUCACGGAAGGGGAGCUGGAAAGUGCCUGCCCGGUGGAAGAGGAGGAGAGGGAGCUGCCUCGUUGCCUUGCUCCCUUGUCGGACGCGUCAAAGGAGGUGAGUCCUGAGCAUCCAGCCCGGUGUUGCUGCUGCUUCCCUGGGCCAGGCUGCAGGGAAAGGCGGUCGUAGCCCAGAACUCAGCCUAGCCUUAGAAAGGUCAGCCAGCUGAUGUUGGAUCUCUGCAUAGCCUGCCUUGGGAACAAAGGAGACCUGCUGGCUGCAGGAAGGGUGCUUAACAAUCCCCCAUCUUCAAAGACAAAUCAGUGUAGUAUUGAGGCUGCUUCUGUAUCACAGCCUGCCUGCUCACCCUCCCUCCAGCGCGGUGGCCUUCCCUACAAGCAGACGUGCUUCAGCAUGGGCUGCAAGGCCCCCUCGGAAGCCCCCGCCAUCGUCUGCUCCCCUCCCUCCCUGGUCCAGCUGCUCACAGGCUGCCAUUCUCUCCCCCUGCAGGUGCUUAGCAAACAUUGCCCAUUGACUGGGCUGGUAGGAGGCUCCAUAGGCAGGCAGGGUCUUCCCAGGGUAGGGUGAGGGGGCCAGAGCUGCUCUCCAAGGCCUGGGCUGCCUGCCCUUCUCUGACCUCUGGCUUUGUCUUCCAGGUCCAAGGCUUCUUCCCGGACCAGCCAGACCACACACCUUCCAGCAGCGAUUUGGGCCAGAUGACUCCCUUAGGUAAGUCUUUAUAUUAUUAUUAUUAUUAUUAUUAUUAUUAUUAUUAUUAUAUUUAUUAUAUUUAUUUAUUUAUACCCUGCCCAUCUGACUGGGUCUCCCCAGCCACUCUGGGCAGCUUCCAGUUUCAAGAGCCAGUGUGGUGUAGUGGUUAAGAGUGGUGGACUCGUAAUCUGGUGAACCGGGUUCGCUUCCCCGCUCCUCCACAUGCAGCUGCUGGGUGACCUUGGGCCAGUCACACUUCUCUGAAGUCUCUCAGCCCCACUCACCUCACAGAGUGUUUGUUGUGGGGGAGGAAGGGAAAGGAGAAUGUUAGCCGCUUUGAGACUCCUUCGGGUAGUGAUAAAGCGAGAUAUCAAAUCCAAACUCCUCUUCUUCUUCCAACCAAAUAUCAAAAACAAUACAACGUCAGACAUUAAAAACUCCCUAAACAGGUGUCUUUUAAAAGUAAAAUAAUUGUUUAUUACCUUGACAUCUGCUGGGAGGGCGUUCCACAGGGCAGGUGCCACUACUGAGAAGGCCCUCUGCCUGGUUCCCUGUAACCUCACUUCUCGCAGCGAGGGAACCGCCAGAAGGCCCUCGGAGCUGGAUCUCAGUGUCCGGGCUGAACGAUGGGGGUGGAGACGCUCCUUCAGGUAUAGAGGACCGAGGCCGUGGGCUGCAGACCAUCUUUUAAGAGCAUCAGGUUACUACACUCACGAUCCCCCCUGCCAAUCUCCUCCAGUUUGCCGAGAGCACCAAAGGUUCAGCUAUUCCCAGAAAGCUGGACUUUUCCUUUGUGACUGCCACCCCACCCCCACACCUAAGAGGCCUGCUGGCUCACUUCUCAGCUGCCCUUUAUCUUCCCAAUAACCUUUGAGAUCAGGUAAUCUCAGGCUGCUUGUUGUUUAUUUAUUGUUUCUGUUGGUUUUAAUUGGUCUUGAAGAUUUUAAAGGCAGGUCAUGCUGCUAUAGACUUUCGGUGAAAAGUGGUAUAGAACAUAUGAAAAUUAUGAAAUUAUGGAACAUAAGAAAAUUAAUUAAAUGAAGUGGAGCCCUCUGGCCUGCUUGUUCAGCCCCAGUGAUUGGGUGAAGAGAGAUUCUGUGAUCCAAAAGCCUUUGGCUUAAGAGAACACGCACACACAUGCAAAUUCACUCCUGCUGGAAAAAAUGAUAAGGCUCUCUUUAGCUUCUUCACUGUGGAAAUGUCCUUGCACUCAUGUGCAGGGUCGCUCUCCUGAACCCACACUUUUCCUCCUCCCCCUCCCCUUUUACAUUUUUUUUAGAUUUUCAACAUCUUUAUUGAAAGUUCAAAAAGUACGUAAUUAUAUAAAAAAAAUCCUUCCAGUAGCACCUUAGAGACCAACUAAGUUUGUUAUUGGUAUGAGCUUUUGUGUGCAUGCACACUUCUUCAGAUACUUCUGUUUCGGUGUAUCUGAAGAAGUGUGCAUGCACACAAAAGCUCAUACCAAUAACAAACUUAGUUAGUCUUUUAAGGUGCUACUGGAAGGAAUUUUUUUAUUUUGUUUCGACUACAGGAGACCAACAUGGCUACCUACGGGUACGUAAUUAUCGUAUUUUUCGCUAUAUAAGACACACAUUUUCCCCUCCAAAAAUUAAGGGGAAAUGUGUGUGCAUCUUAUGGAGCGAAAGCAGGCUCCUUGGCUUCAGCGAUAGCAACGCGAAGCCUCCGAAGCGCAGUGGGAGCUCCCGCUGUGCUCCGGAGGCUUUGGGUUCCUUUCACUGAAGGGUAGGUGCCCCUUCAGCUAAGGCGCAGCGCCCCUUCAGCUAAGUGGGAGGAGAAAUGGAAGGGGCUCCGUUUCUCCUGCCACUUCGCUGAAGGGGCGCUGUGCAGAGAGGGGGAGAUUCUUUUUUCCUUGUUCUCCCCCUCUAAAACAAGGUGUAUCCUAUGGUUGGGUACGUCCUAUAGAGCAAAAAAUAAGGUAUAUGUGUACUAAACAUUAUGAGACCUAAAAGAUAGCAAAAGAGAAACAGAAUGUAUAUAGAAGGGGAAAUGGGGGGGGACCCCCAAACUGUAUACUUUACAAGGUUGUUAUUGUACUUCACCAGAUCUUAACCUAUUACAGUAUUUGUAAGAAUGGAUUCCAGAUAGAGUAUCAUUGAAUUUGUCCAUGGCAAGUCUGCAUUUAUAUGCAAGUUGUUCAUAUGUUGCGAGUUUGUAUAAAUCUUCAAUCCAAUUGUAGAAGGGAGCUGCAUUUUUAUUUUUCCAAUUCAUCAGUAUCAGUGUUUUUGCUGUGGUAAGGGCACGGAGAGUCCACUCGUAUUGUCCUUUUGUAAAUAUUCAAGAGGAUAUUUUGCUCUGUAAAUGCAAGGUUGUUCUGUACAGUUCUGUUGAUCGUUGGUUACCUUCUGCCAAAAUUUUUUCAAUAUAGGACAAUGAAAGAACAUAUGUUUUAGAGAAGCAUUAUCCCUAUUGCAUCUCCAACAGUUAGAUACCUUAGAUAGCCAUUUUUAAACAAACAUAAUGGGGUCCAGUAUAUUCUAAAUAUUAUUUUUUGUUGCAUGAGCCUCAAGUUAAGGUCCAGAGACACCCUUGUUAUAGCAGUUAAAACAGUUUCCCACUGUGUGGUCGAAAUUGAGAUCUCUAAGUGCACCCACACUUUUCUUGAGGCUCCAUCCCUCAUGCCGUUCAAUAUGGCAUUGGUUCCCUUUUGCCCUUGCUUUUGAGAGGCUGCUGGCCCAGCGUGCACAAGACGGCCUUCUGCGGCUUAAAAUAAACCAUGCAGGAGCACAGUUUUCAGAAUUAAAAAUCCAGCAUUUACAAGCAGUUCUCAAAAAUUAUCACCUGACCGAUCCUUGGUGUCAUCUCACCUCUAACCAGGAAUGGGGGCGGACUGGAAAAGUGUUGGGGCAUCGGAGUAAGUGAGGCUGCAGGAUGCGUCCACUGCUUCCACGGUGUGGGCAUUCAGGUCGGGGGUCUGAGCUUGUGACUCGUCCUUUCCAGGACUGAAGUUGUUAGUAGCUUAAACCUGUUAGCUCAAGCGAAGACUUCUUAAUUUUCCAGAUUUAACUUUGCUGACAGGUCUUUGUCAGCAUAGUGCUGUUUGUAGAUGUAGUCAAUGCAUCUCAGGUUCCCAUCACAAGUUCAGGCCCCCCCUCUGUUUAGCCUCUGAAUCGUUACGCCACUACAGUGGUACCUUGGUUCUCAAACUUAAUCCAUUCCGGCAGUCCGUUCCAAAACCAAAGCGUUCCAAAACCAAGGCGCCCUUCCCCAUAGAAAGUAAUGUAAAAUGGAUUAAUCCGUUCCAAACUUUUAAAAACAACCCCUAAAACAGCAAUUUAGCAUAAAUUUUACUAUCUAACGAGACCAUUGAUCCAUAAAAUGAAAGCAAUAAACAAUGUACUGCAGUCACACAAUCAAUCCAUCAGUAGCUGAACCGGGUUCCACACAGUCACCAAAAAAAGAGCCACAAAAUAAAUAGGAAAAACAUACAGACCUCAGCGUAACACUCAAAACAGAAGUGUGGCACUCAAAUUGGAAGCGUAACACUCAAAAUGGAACACAUUCGGCUUCUGAGAAAAGUUCACAAACCAGAACACUUACUUCCGAGUUUGCAGUGUUUGGGUUCCAAGUUGUUUGAGUACCAAGGCGUUUGAGAACCAAAGUACCACUGUAGUUGGACCCUCAAAUCCCACACUAAACGGGCCAAGUGCUAGGGCUCAGUGAUAUCUGGUUUUCAACUUUGCGAUAUAUCACCAGCUAUUCCUUGCGUUAUAGUAACACAGUAUCUGAAAUAAGGACGUGGCUAUAUAGAUGCAUUGGCUGGCUUCGCGGUUUUUCCAGCAUCGUGAUUUUUGCAGAGUGCGCACACACACACAUCAUGAUUUGCAAUGUAUUGCCAGGUCAAAAAUUUUGAAACCGAUAUCACAACAGGGUAUAUUGCUCAGCCCUACCAAAUACCCACCCGACCUGACCCCAGCCCUGGUCCAUGGAGGACCAGAGUGGAGCCUUGCCACGAUCUCAUUAACCUGUUGUCCCAUCCAUUCCUUCCUCCCUUCCCGCCCAGGUGUUGACUUGCCAGCCCAGGAAGGCCUGCUGUUUUCCGUCUGCAGCACCUCCCUGGUGACCGCUCUGCUGCAAGAGCCUUUGGAGAGCCACCCUGCCCCAGAACCUCCAUCUCCUGCAGAGAUCCGCUGGGCUUCUUCCAGCUUCCGGGCCCUCUCGGCUCCUGCUGCAGAGCAGAGUCGGUGGCAGGAGGAGCACAAGCCACAAGCCCCAUCCCGUGGCCACCCACUGCCUUCGUGCGCAUGGGUGGAGGAGCCCAGAAGGACUUCCUGCCUGCAGGAGGAAGUUGCUGCGGCAGAUUUGCACUUGGCCUCCCUCGGUGGUGCGGAAGGGAAGCUGGAGAGCUCAGCAGAGGGUCUUGAGAUGGUGCCCGUCGUGGAUGGAGAUGAAACCUUGGAAGAGGAGGAGGACGAGGAGGAAGAAGAAACACCGGACGUACAGUAAGUUUGUUCCCUUGGGUGUCUCUUGGGGCCUUUGGCCUCGAUUCAUCUGCUAGACGCCCACAACAUCCUCCUAGUGUGGUUAGAGGCUGGGCCUGGGUAGAUGCAACCCAGCAGCAGCCUCCAUGUUUGGGCAAGUGUCUUCCUUUGCAAAGGCAGCAACUGCCUCACUAGCAGCUUUGGGGAGCCUCAGCUGUCCUCUCUUCGCCUGCUGCUUCCUCCUUUCCGCCUUCUGCCGGGUCCUCCGCCCUUAUGAAGACUUGACAUUUUCAUUUCCCCAAAAAGUUUUUGAUUUGAGUUUCCAUUGAAACGAGGCUGUAUUUUAAUGUUUUAAUGUUGUAUUUUAAUCUAGUUUUUAAGUUGUAUUUCAAUCAAUUUGUUUUUAUAUUGGGUGUUCGCCACCCUGAGCCCGGUCUUGGCUGGGGAGGGCGGGGUAUAAAUAAAUUUAUUAUUAUUAUUAUUAUUAUUAUUAUUAUUAUGGCUUGUGGCUCUCAGGAUCUCUUUCCUUCAGGGCUGCUCCAGCUCUCUACGCAAAGGCUCUAAAGCCGUGUGGGGCAGGGAAGGGCACCGUGUUGCAACACCCAUCUGAACAGAAGCGUUGCAAGGAAAUGCGUCCCUCGGAUGCUCUGUGCAUCCUAGAGGGAGAAGGGCAGAGGGGCAGCCCACCGCUGGCCCACACACAGACCCACAGAGAUAGUGUGAUACCUCCAGGCAGUAUCCACCUCCAUUGUUCUGCCCGGACACUGAGGUCCAGCGCCGAGGGCCUUCUGGCGGUUCCCUUGCUACGAGAAGCCAAGUUACAGGGAACCAGGCGGAGGGCCUUCUCAGUAGUGGCACCUGCCCUGCGGAACGCCCUCCCACCAGAUGUCAAAGAGAAAAAUAACUACCAAACUUUUAGAAGACAUCUGAAGGCAGCCCUGUUUAGGGAAGCUUUUAAGGUUUAAUAGGUUAUUGUACUUUAAUAUUCUGUUGGAAGCCGCCCAGAGUGGUUGGGGAAACCCAGCCAGAUGGGCGGGGUAUAAAUAAUAAAUUAUUAUUAUUAUUAUUAUUAUUAGGCUGCCAACUGCAGGGGAACUCUGGGCUGUCACUGCGGCAGGGGUCCCGCCCCAGCAGCAGCCCGACUUGCAAGGGGCUGAUGCGCCAGCGGCUCUCCUUUUCAGAUGGAUUGGGGCAUCCAUUGUACUUCUUCACGCAGCGCGUAGUUAAACUGUGGAACUCACCGCCACAGGGCCACCAACUUGGAUGGCUUUAAAAGAGGGCUAGGCAAAUUUGUGGAGGAGGAGAGGGCUAUUGUUGGCUCCCCGCCAGGAUGGUUAUGGAAUCAGUCGUGCUUCUGAAUAUUAGUUGCUGGAAACCACAGGAGGGGAGAGUUGCUCUUGCAGGUUUCGCAUAACGGGCAUUUGAUCGGCCGCUGUGAGAAGAGGAUGCUGGACUAGUGUUGACCCGAUCCACAGGCUCUUAUUAUGUUGCCUUUUACCAAGUCCAUCUUAUAAUAGUAAUAAUAAUAAUAAUAACAACAACAACAAUAAUAAUAAUAUUUUAUUUAUAUCCUGCCCUCCCCAGCCGAAGCCGGGCUCAGGGCGGCUAACAACAAUAAAAUAAUACAACAUUCUAAAAUCAUUUAAUUAUAAAAUUAAUUCAAAUCAAAUUGAUGGCAACCAUUGGGCUAGAGUUCUGUGAAGAUUGCCAAAGAAGGGAGUCAGGCUGUGCCUGUGGUGGAACAGCUCUGUCUUGCAGGCCCUGCAGAAAGAUGUCAAGUCCCGCAGGGCCCUAGUCUCUUGUGACAGAGCGUUCCACCACGUCGGGGCCAGUACUGAAAAGGCCCUGGCUCUGGUUGAGGCCAGCCUAACCUCCCUGUGGCCCGGGACCGCCAAGAUGUUUUUGUUUGAAGAUCGUAAGUUCCUCCGUGGGACAUACCAAAAGAGGUGGUUCCGUAGGUACGAGGGUCCGAGGCCAUAUAGAGCUUUAAAGGUUUAAAUCUUGUUCAGUAUUGCUUACUUUGACUAUCAGUAUCUGUCCAGGGGUCUUUCAGGGUCUCUUUUAUGCCUCCCUGGCUCCACCUCCCUUUAGUUCCAGGGACCUCGUUCCCUCAAGACUUCCUGUCAGUUCAGACCAGACCACUUUCAAGGGAGGGGGCACCUGUUUUCCAGCAUGGCUUUGGAUUUCUGGCAGUCUCUUUUUAUUAUCAUUAAUUUUUAUUGAAUUUUCCAUUUUGUAAUAUUUAGACACAUCAUCUUUAUCCAGUUUACUUCUUUAGCUCUUAAGAGCCUGCGACUUCCCUCCCUCCCUCCCGCCUCACGGUUUCCAAAGUUCACCUUUAUCUCAAAGCAUUUAUACACUUUCCAAUUUCCUUCAAAAUACCACAUUUUUAAAAUAAAUCUCAACAGGGAAAGAACAAUGAUCAUUACCAGUCUUUUUACAACCCUGCUAAUGUUGUUAAUUGCUUACAAUGGUCCUUCAAAUAUUGUAUAAAUUUACUCCCAAUCUUUUCGGAAUGCUUGAUCACACUGGUUUCGGAUUUUUUCCCGUCAGCUUCGCUGAUUCCGCAAAGUCCAUCAUCUUCAUCUGCCACUCUUCUUUCAUUGGGACUUCUUGUUGCUUCCAUUUUUGAGCUAAAAGAAUUCUUGCUGCAGCUAUUGCAUACAUAAACAGUUUUUUUUUUAUCUUCCUUUGGUAUUUCUUCCCCUACUUUACCCAGUAAAAACGCUUCUGGUUUUUUAACCAAAGUAUUUUUAUACAUUUUCUUUAAUGUAUAAAAUGUAUUUCUCCCCUAAAUUGAUUUUUGAAUUCUGAAUUUAUUGUUAUUCAAUUUUUAUACUGUUUUUUGUGUGUGUUUUUUUGCAUCAAUUAAGUGUAUUAAAUUUGUUGUAAGCUACGCUGAGCCCGGUUUUCUGAACCGGGAAGGGCGGCAUAUAAAUAAACAUUUAUUUAUUUAUUAUUACAUAUCAUUUCCUAGUAAGCUUUUACCUCCUUACAAGUCCACCACAUGUGAUAGAAACUACUCCUAUACAGUGCAUUAAUGCAGUGCAUUAAAAGAAAACGUUACGAAAAUGAUGUAUAGAUGGAUUGCUGACAGUCGCAGCCUGAAAGCCCCAGUGGCAUCACCCCGGGCUGGACCAUGCGAAUUGGCCACUACUCAGAGAUGAGGGCAGCAGCUUCAGUGUUUUUCCAUGGGAUGCAGCUGCUACCCCUCCCCACCGAAAGCUCCCCGCUUUGCAACUGGCCUCUCGCUUUCCUUUCUUUUCCCCCCUCUUUUAUAUUUUUAUUUCAAAACCAAUUUUUUUUUAAAAAACAUCAAAUUCAAAAUCCAUAUUCAUUUUCUAAUAUAAGCCUAUUACAUAGAUUACCUAAAUUAAAAUACAUCUAAUUGCUCUAGGCUUCCCUUUGCUAUAUGUAAAUACAACGCAAUUAACAAAUUAUAUUAUAAAUGAUAUUGUUGUUGUUGUUGUUUAGUCGUUUAGUUGUGUCUGACUCUUCGUGACCCCAUGGACCAGAGCACGCCAGGCACUCCUGUCUUCCACUGCCUCCUGCAGUUUGGUCAAACUCAUGUUGGUAGCUUCAAGAACACUAUCCAACCAUCUCGUCCUCUGCCGUCCCCUUCUCCUUGGGCCCUCCAUCUUUCCCAACAUCAGGGCCUUUUCCAGGGAGUCUUCUCUUCUCAUGAGGUGGCCAAAGUACUGGAGCCUCAGCUUCAGGAUCUGUCCUUCCAGUGAGCACUCAGGGCUGAUUUCCUUCAGAAUGGAGAGGUUUGAUCUUCUUGCAGUCCAUGGGACUCUCAAGAGUCUCCUCCAGCACCAGAAUUCUAAAGCAUCAAUUCUUUGGUGAUCAGCCUUCUUGAUGGUCCAGCUCUCACUUCCAUACAUCACUACUGGGAAAACCAUAGCUUUAACUAUACGGACCUUUGUUGGCAAGGUGAUGUCUCUGCUUUUUAAGAUGCUGUCUAGGUUGGUCAUUGCUCUUCUCCCAAGAAGCAGGCGUCUUUUAAUUUCGUGACUGCUGCCAGGUUCCCAUAUACUCCCCACUCCCCUUCACCCAUGUGUGAUCUCAAUAUUUCACUUCUUCCAUCUUGUUGUGUUAUUAUAAUCGCUUUCCUUUCUUGCAGCCGCCCUGAAGAGCCAGCCUCUGGGAAGGGCACCGAUUCAGGGGAGAAGACGCCACCCGCCAAGGAGCAGGCAGAGCCCAACGGCAUCCUCCACGCCAACGGCAGCGCCCCCCCUGCGGACCAGGCUGCCGCGACGAGGCUGGCAACACGGCUCUACCACUUGGAUGGCUUCAAAAGGUCGCAGGUGGCCUCUUUUCUCCGGAAGAAGUAAGGGGGUCUUGGAUCAGGAACAAAGGCAGAGGCUUCUCUUCUGGCUGGAGUGGUGUGACUCAGAUUGCCUUCCUGCCCAGCUGGCUUAUUUCAGCUCAGUUCCCUUUUUCUUUUGUGAGGUGUUCACAGAGGAAAGGAAGGAUUGAACUCUGAUUAAUAAAAAUACACCCAGAGGCUUGAACCAGCAAGACUCUGGGAAGGGUGCGUAUAAUAAUCUCUGUCCCUCCACCCCUCGGCCCAGGUCGUUUUAUUCACAAAAGAACUUUUACAGAGUGUUCGUAAGAACCAAUCAGAUUUCUUCUGAGCAUUUCAACAAACGCCACCUGGGGACAAAGUUAAACUACAAACACUAGUUAGGCAGGCAUACUUUUGGGUAAAUGAACGAAAACUACAAAGGAGCGCAUUCAGCAACCCCGGAAGUCAUAAACAAUCAGUACAUAUGAUAAGAAGGAUGGCCAGGAGGACAGCGAUCAUGAUCACCUUUAUGUGAAACCUGUUUCCUGGCCCUAAGAUUAACAUCCUAAGAUUAACAUAUCAGAAAAGCUACAUCAAAGAAACUGCCCACUGUCUUUGAUGACCCAGGACUCCUGUCUAAGUGGGUACCUGACUUGUGAAGAAAGAGAAAUGGAACAGGGAUGCAGAGGUGUGGAUUGAUCAAGAAUCAUAUCAAAAUAGUUUAAACCCAGUCAACGCAAUGCUUUCAUUGCUGACACAGAUGGCUUACCCUAUAUUUGUUAUAAUUCCUCAUAGCAAUCCCACUUGAUCACUACACUUUUGCUCUCCCAGCUAGACACGGCUGCGGCCUCUUGAGGCACGUGGUUAAACUGUGGAACUCACUCCCACAGGAGGCAGGCUUGGGCCAGCAACUUGGAUGGCGUUGAACGAGCACCGGGCGGAUUCACGGAGGAGGAGAGGGAUAUUGAGGGCUGCUAGCUAGGCUUUGCCACCACAUUUGGAGGCAAAAAUGCUUCUGAAUGCCUCCUACUGGGAACCACAGGAGGGGAGAGUUGCUCUUGUGCUUGAAUCCUGAUUGUGAGCUUCUCACGGGCAUCUGGUUGGCCACAGUGCGAACAGGAUGCUGGACCUGAUCCUCCUUGGCCUGAUCCAGCAAUAUGUUCUUAUGCUCUUGCAGUGAGCCAGAGGGCAGGAACUUUAAACAAGCCAGGCCUUCCUGAUGGCACCCUCUCUGGGCUGAAAAGUCACCCUGACACUGGAGUGGAUUUGCAUGGGCAAAUUAUGGCCAGCUGCUCCCUGGUGCCUGGAGUAGCAGAAGGGCAGAUACAGUGGUACCUUGGGUUACAGACGUUUCAGGUUACAGACACUUCAGGUUACAGACUCUGCUAACCCAGAAAUACAGUGGUACCUCUGGUUACGUACUUAAUUCGUUCCGGAGGUCCGUUCUUAACCUGAAACUGUUCUUAAUCUGAAGCACCACUUUAGCUAAUGGGGCCUUCUACUGCUGCCGCGCCGCCGCUGCGCGAUUUCUGUUCUCAUCCUGAAGCAAAGUUCUUAACCCGAGGUACUAUUUCUGGGUUAGCGGAGCCUGUAACCUGAAGUGUAUGUAACCUGAAACAUAUGUAACCCAAGGUACCACUGUAGUACCUCGGGUUAAGAACUUUGCUUCAGGAUGAGAACAGAAAUUGCGCGGUGGUGGCAGCAGGAGGCCCCAUUAGCUAAAGUGGUAGCUCAGGUUAAGAACAGUUUCAGGUUAUGAACGGACCUCCAGAAGAAUUAAGUUCUUAACCCGAGGUACCACUGUACCUGCUACCUGUUGUAACCCCUUCUUGGCCAACUGUUCCUGGAGGUGCAGAAAAGGGGCUGCCCCCUUUUUGCACCUGGUCAACCUUGUGGGAGGAAUACGAGGGCUGGGCUGAGGAGCCCAUGGGCAGAAUUGGGAGUCCCUCUACAGGCUGGGGGGGGCAGCAGGUGAUGCUGGAGAAACCAGGGUGGUGGUGGUGGUGUGUGAGUUCCCCAUAAGGCUGCUCCCCGAUUCCUUUGGGGGGGGGUCCUGAGCUUCUCCUAUGUCUUUGUCCACAGCAACGAUUUCAGCCGGCUGGUGAGAGAAGCUUACCUCUCUUUCUUCCAAUUCAGCGGACAGACUCUGGACCAAGCCCUGAGGUGAUGCUCCUUCCUGUGGGGUCGUGUGUGUUUUUCCACCUUGCUCUUGAAUGGGAAGGCGGGUGGCCAUGUCCCCCACCCUGGGAAGUACGCUAAACCAGAGGAGGAGGAGGUCUUGGCCUCCCAGGGAACAGCCCAGCGGGAGAGGCAGGGGGCUGCCCUAGGUUUCUACACACUUUGGAUCAGCCUCAAAAGGGCCCCACAGCAGGUUACAACCAGAAAUUUACAUUGUAUUGUAUUAGUGGGGGAAAAGAGAGAGCAGUAAUUUUUUUGAAGGGAUCACUUAAUAUAGCAUCCAAGUGAAGCAGAGAGGAAGCUUUGUGGGAGGGGGGUGGAAUUCCUGUUUUGGCUAUUCUAGGAGGGCAGAAAGGGACGCGGGUGGCGCUGUGGGUUAAACCACAGAGCCUAGGACUUGCCGAUCAGAAGGUUGGCGGUUCGAAUCCCCACGACCGGGUGAGCUCCCAUUGCUCGGUCCCUGCUCCUGCCAACCUAGCAGUUCGAAAGCACGUCAAAGUGCAAGUAGAUAAAUAGGUACCACUCCAGCGGGAAGGUAAACGGUGUUUCCGUGCGCUGCUCUGGUUUGCCAGAAGCGGCUUAGUCAUGCUGGCCACAUGACCUGGAAGCUGUACGCCGGCUCCCUCGGCCAAUAAAGCGAGAUGAGCGCCACAACCCCAGAGUCGUCUGCGACUGGACUUUUACCUUUACCUUUAGGAGGGCAGUAACAGGCCUUGCCCAGCAGGGGUCCUUGAUAAUUUGAGGGAGGGGAGGGGAGAGAGAGCAGGAUUCUGGCUGAAGGUCCUGCUGACAUGGACAAGGAAUUGGGCAGGUGUGGCGUAAUCCUAUCUCCCCUACUGUCCCUGGACCAUUGCCGCCUGUGUGUGCUGAGCUCCACCCUUGGGAAGGAUGCAGAAGGUGUUGGGAUGUCCCAACUUCCUUCCAGGUUCGUGGAGUGAUGUAGUUGGCACUGGGAGCCGGCAGAGGAGUGCAGUUGCCUCAGGGCUGCCUCUCCUCACGCGCUUCUCUCCCUCCUCUUUGCAGGUCCUUCCUGAAGGCGUUUGUGCUCACUGGGGAGACCCAGGAGCGGGAGCGGAUCCUGCGGCAUUUCUCUGAACGCUAUCACAGCUGCAAUCCCGAGGUCUGCUUCAGCCCAGGUAAGGCAGCCAGCAAGGCCGGCUCUUCACCUGCAGCCCCAGACAGGGCUUAAAUGAAGGAGGGAGCCCUUGUCCCUCGUCUCAUGCAGUUUGGGCGUCAGUGUGCAAACAGUCCCAGGUGGCCCAUGUGUAUCCUGAACUGCGUGGGAUCCUUUCUACUUGUAAGGUUUUGUGGCUUUAAAAUAAAUUUUAUUCACCUUUAGCUUUAAUGAUUACCGUAUUUUUCGCUCUAUAAGACACACUUUUUCCCUCCUAAAAAGUAAGGGGAAAUGUGUGUGCGUCUUAUGGAGCGAAUGCAGUGACGGGCUGCCCUUCUCCCUCCUCGGGGAAAAGCCUGCAAGUGCUCCACGCGGCUCGUGAAAGGGAGCUCUGAGCAGAGCCUGGGAUGCAUACAGGCUAUGCUCAGCGCUCCCUUUAAAGAAUACUUUUUUUCUUGCAUUCCCCCUCUAAAAACUAGGUGCGUCUUAUGGAGCGAAAAAUACGGUAUUGUCACAAAUAAGUCAUUACAGGAUUCUCUGAAUUCCUGAACUUUCCUCCGCCCCUAUGUGGUUUCCAUAGUUAUUAUUUUCCAACUGCAUCAUAUAAUGUUCUCCAUAUUUUCUUAACGCUCAAUUCUCACCAUAGUUCUCAUUACAUUGCAGGUGUUUUUUUUUAGAAUCCUGCCGAUGUUUUUAAUUGUUUACAGUGUUCUUUUAAGUAACUUAUAAAUUUCCCCCAUUCUUUAUUGAAUUUAUUAUCCUCUUGAUCUCUGAUCUUCCCUUUCGUUUUUGCCAUUUUGCAUAGUCCAUCAUCUUUGUCAGCCAUUCUUCUUUUUGUAGGUACUUUAUAUUCCUUCCAUCUUUGGGCUAAUAACAUUCGCGCAGCUGUCGUAGCAUACAUAAACAGUCUUUUCUGCUCCUUUAGUAUUUCUGGACCUAGAAUUCCUAAUAAAAAAGCUUCUGUUUUUUUCACAAAAAAUUAUUAUUAUUUUAAAUCAACUCAUUAUAAAUCAUUUCCCAAUAUGCUUUUGUCAUCUUGCACAUCCACCAAAUAUGGUAGAAUGCGCUGGAAGGUUUUGUGGCUUUUGCUUGCGGCGUCACUGCCAACAAGCCUGCACACUUUGGGGUUGGAGGCACCGUGAUAUCUCUGGAGGGUGUGAGCUGUCCUCUUCCACAGCUUCUGUAGCAAGGUGCACAUCUGGGCAGGUGUGUGUGUGUGAGAGAGAGAGAGAGAGAACAGCUAUUUCUUCCUGCCCCCCCCCCCGCUCCUGCCCCUUGUCAAAACAUCAUCAUCAUUUUACUUGUAUACCGCCUUUCCAUAGUUAACAGUGCUCAAGGCGGCUUACCACAUGACAAGAUUUAUAUAAUUACCAACAUAACAAAAGUCAUAACCAAUAAAUAAAACACAUCAAAAAGUACACAACCAAAUGGAAAACGAUUUCCACAUAAAUCAUAAAAUCUAAAACUGAGUGUGGCGAUCACACAGGGUCCCCGGACGUUUAACAGUCUAUUGAUCCCUGUGCCACCACUGUGCUCGCUUCCCCGCUGCCGCCAACCCGUUACUCUCGGGUAAAACACUGAGUCCAGACAGUUGUUAAAAUUGUACCAAAUAAACAAGUUUCUUUUAUAAUCAUUAACAAGUUUAUGGUUUCUCAGAUAAUAUUCCUGUCAGUAGCUUAACUUUAGUUUCUUUACCGGCCUAUACCUUCCUAAUACCUUCUGACUCUCAACUGUUUGACUGACUCCUCUUAACAAAUUCUCUCCAUCUCUCACAUCAGACUAGCCCAACCCACAGACUUAUCCUCUCUGUCUCUUCUAACUCCAGACUGACUUCUCAGCCACCCUAACUCUAACGCUAACUCCUCCCCUUGGGUUCCCAUUGGUUAGUCAUUUUACAAUUAGUUAACCCUUUCGUUAUGAACCCAGUAUGAUGUCACACACCUAGGAGGGAAAACGCCACACUAAGAAUAUAGCAUCAAUAUCAGUUACAAUUUAAAAUGACAUAGAUAAAAAACAAAAACAAUUUAAAAAACAAAAACGGAGCCCUCUCUGCCCAGAUGGAAGGAGGCCAGGCAAGGCCGUUCUGUCCCUCAGCAGCAGGUGAGUCCCUCUCUGGGCAGCAGCAAACAGCCACAGUCCUUAAAGAGCCCUCCAGGCACACAGAAGGAUUACAUCAUGGUCCAUUUUCAGUUACGGCUGGCAUUAGAAGGAGCAGGUCUCUUGCGAUGUACCGUAUUUUUUGCACCAUAGGAUGCACCGGACAAUAGGACGCACCUUGUUUUAGAGGGGGGAGAACAAGAGGAAAAAAAAUUUUCCCCUCUCUGCCCAGCACCCCUUCAGCGAAGGGGCAGGAGGCUCUGCGCAGAGAGGGGGAGAAUUUCCCCCUCUUGUUUUCCCCCUCUAAAACAAGGUGCCGUUUAAGGUGCGUUCAGGCGGCUACCUUGGAAGCCUGGAGAACGAGAGGAGUCGGUGCGCACCGCCCCUCUCGCUCUCCAGGCUUCAGGUUCCUUUCGACCUGCUCUUUGGGGCUGGCGGGGGGAAGCCCACCACCAGCCUCAAAGAGCAGGUCGGGGAGCAGCGCAAAGGCGCGCAGCAGAGAGGCUGCUGCCAUAGCCACGCGUCACCUCUCCAGCCGGGAGAGGGUCGCGGGGCUAUGCUGUCUUCGCUCCAUAGGACGCACACACAUUUCCCCUUCAUUUUUGAAGGGGAAAAAGUGCGUCCUAUGGUGCGAAAAAUACGGUAUGUCUUGCCCAGCAAAAAUGAGCUUUGCAGGAAAAAAGAAAGAGAGUUUGGAUUUGAUACCCCACUUUAUUGCUACCCUAAGGAGUCUCAAAUCAGCUAACAAUCUCCUUACCCUUCCUCCCCCACAACAAACACUCUGUGGGGUGAGUGAGGCUGAGAGACUUCAGAGAAGUGUGACUGGCCCAAGGUCACCCAGCAGCUGCAUGUGGAGGAGCGGGGAAUCGAACCCGGUUCACCAGAUUACGAGUCCACCGCUCUUAACCACUACACCACACUGGCUCUCUAAGCCAAGCAAAGGCCAGAAGGCUUCUUCUCCUUCCUGCAUAGCUAAGAGACCUGCCCUUCAUCCCACUCUGCAGCUCACAGGUCCUCCCCAAACUGCACUGCACCUCUCAGGACAUCGCUUCCUGCCCUCCCAAUUAACCCGAGUUCGAAAGUUCUGGGUUGGCCAGAAGGACAAGGUGGGUGGGGUGGGGUCAGGGGCUGUGCCCCCUCUUGCCUUCCCGGGCAGUUGGGCCUGCCCAGUUUGCAUGUCUUUAGGGGGUCUCAGAACCUGGGUCUGCUGGCUGCAGACUUUAAUAGGGGAUGGGAAAUGCCCGGGCCCGAAAGAGGUUCUGCUACGCCUCCAAUCCGGCCUGGGACAUUGUACUCCUGUUAAGGGCAGGAACUGCAGGCAGGAAGAUUUGUUUUCAUUUCUUGGGUUCCAGCCCAAGGCUCCUUGCUGGUCCUCAGCCCCUUUUCUGAGUAAGGGGGAUUGCUGGCGUUCUGGGAGCAGGGGGCCUGGGUCCUUUGAGCCUGUGGGCCUCCCCUGACCUUCCCCUUGGUCUUCUCCCUCCCUCUGCAGAUGCUGUUCACACCCUCACCUGUGCCAUCAUGCUCCUCAACACUGACCUGCACGGGCAGGUAAGUCCAUGGGGGAUGGGGGGGUGGCUUUUGUAUGCAGGGGGCCUAAUGGAAAGAGGGCUCGCCUCCCACCUUGGGUCUAACUGUGCGUGUAGGGAAGGGAAACGGGAGGGCGGCUUUGGGGGGAGCACAAUCUGGACGUUGCGUUACCUUUGGCCUGAUGUGCACCUUUCCUCCCUUCCCUGCUUGUGGCACGCAGCAUAGCGGGCGGAGCAUGACCUGCCAAGCUUUCCUCACCAAUCUCGACGGGCUGAACGAUGGUGGCAAGAACUUCCCAAAAGAACAGCUGAAGGUAAAAAGGAGAGGGAGCUCUUUCCCCUUGCCCUUGGGGGGGGGAGAGAGACCGGGGGCUUAGCUUGGUUGGGCAGUGUCAGGGAACUGCCAUCAGCUCAGAGGCAAGAGAUGGAAGGGCAGUUGUGUUAUAGGGAGCCUCCGGAAAUCUUGCGAAGCAGUUCCUCCUCCAGCCAGGAGGGAAGCCCCACCUCCAGGGACCAGGGAAUGCCUCAACCCCGAGCUUGAGCAAACCGAAGAGGUGGGAAGCGCAUCCUUGCCAGAGCCCAUUCUGCGCAGUAGUCUUUGGCGCAGGGAGGGGCAGAAAAGGCUGGGGGUGACGCAACUUUUAUGCUGGGGGAGGUACAAAAACCGACCACUCCCGGAUUCUGCUAGCGAUUGAGCCAGACAUGAACUUACAACGCUCUUCACUGUGAAUAGUUUGCACCAAGAACAAAGCCUAUAAAAGACAGGUCGGAGCCCCGCCUGGUUACUCUUGAGCAACCGCCACACCCUGUGACAGGCAGCCUUCCUUAGGCCUUCUUUGUAUGGAGGUGGGCAGCCUUCUGCCACUUUAGGUGCCAGCCAGGGGGACGACGGGCAGCCGUCCGCUUGGAAAUCCCCCCCGUACAAAAAAAUUAUCUCUGUGUUGGGAACUUGGGACGCAGAAGGGGAGAGGCUCCGGGGUUCACAUUCUCCUGGACGACGGGCCAGACCUUUUUAAGACGUGAAAAUGUCUUUUAAAGCAUUCUGUCUCGUCCAGCCAAAAGCUUGACUCUGAGCACCUCUGGCACCUUGCUUUGUUUGAGCUUCUGUCCCCAAGGGAUCAGGUGCUCAUUUUCGGAGGAGAAGGGGAAAUCCUGACAGACUUGUUCUGCCAGAGGAGGCGCCUGAGGCCCAGGCCCCUUCCAGCUGGCUUCUCCUUUGCCUCCUCGGGGGUGCGGCGGGUCCUGGGGGGACAUGCGGCAGGGUGGGGCCUAGAUGUGAAGAGGGAAUCAUAGACUGAUGGUUCUCUUUUACUCUCUCUCUCUCUCUCUCUCUAGGAGCUAUAUCAUUCCAUCCGCCAAGAAAAACUGGAAUGGGCUGCGUAAGUAAAGAUGGUGGCAACGACGUUGGGGGGUGGGUGGGUGUCAGAACUUCUGAGUGGGCAGAAGAGAGACCCAUGGCUGCUCCUGCAUGGAGCCCUCCAGCCCCAAAUCCCUGGGAGCACAGAGAGAGAGAGAGAAUUGAGGGGCCACAAACUCACUGGGAAAUAAUCUUCAGCCAGUCUGCUCCUAAAGGGGGCUCACAGCCAGGACUUCAGGUGAUGGACGGAGGCUGAGGCUGGGGGCAGCUGCCCUGGUCUGCCUUUGAGGUCUCUCCCACCACGGGGACCAUAGAAUUGUGGGAAUGUUGUGGAUAGAAGGAGAGGAUAUAUUGGUUAAAUAUUAUCCUUCCUCACUCACGCUAGUGAGUCAGUAGCAGAGUACAUUCCCCAGUAUAUCACGGGAAGCUAGUUGGUAUAUUCCUUUGAAUCUCUUGAGUUAAGCAGUCCUGUCUGGCUUGUCCAGAUUGGGUUUGAUCCUGGUGAAUUCCCCUUUUAUCCCUCUUAAAAAGAAUAAAGACACAACAGUCUUCUUUUAAAAGUAAUGAUAAGAAGUUUACUUACAUUCAAUUCACAGUAGGUUCCCUACUGGGACGCGGGUGGCGCUGUGGCCUUGUCAGUUUGCAUUUCUUAGUACAGAAAGUAUUGAUCUGAUGUGUAGAGAUCUUUCCUGUUCUACUUAAAUCAUUAGGGUUCUGGAAGGUUUCUUUCUAUGUGAAAGGAACAGGAAGAAGGUUCUUGUUUGGGUUAUUCCUUCUGAGAAGCUGAGAACAGCUGGUUUAAACUGGUUCUGUUACCUUUCUGUCAAGAUCAUGCUGACUAUAAUUGUAAGGCCAGAAGGAGCCGGAGCUCACUUUCUCUUUCUAUCUCUUUGUUCUGGUGUGGUGUUCUGUUCUGUAUGCUAUAGUGUUAAGGUUUAGUCUUAUAAGUUACUGUAAGUUUGAGUUAAGUCUGCUGCAACUGGAUUUUUUACGGACUGUGCCAAUCCUGAAUGUAUUGGAUUUGUGACCAUCAUGUUAAUUUGCCUUCAGUAGCAGUAAAGCUCUGCUGGAUGAGAUACAAUUGCCUCUGGUCUGUUUUUGGGAACUCCGCAAUGUGUUUAAGUCGUCCUCCUCCAAUGAUGACAGAUGCCUUUCCCCUCUGCUCCCCUAAGCGACAUCAGUGUUGACAUCAGAUUCAGCUUCCAGUUGGAUCAGCUUCUGUUUGUGGGAGGGGAGGGCAGCCCAAUGCCUUGGGGGGGGUCACCCUUAGCAGUCAUGUCAGCUUUCAGAAAAGGAGUUUUUUUCUGCAGUGGCUGAAUCUGGAGCUGUUGCUCACCCUGUCCUCUGUCCCCGCGAAAGGCCUUUUCAGACAGACCCUCACAAAGCCUCUUUCUCCUUUUUCUGCUGCAGGGAUGAUGAUGAUGAUGAUGAGAAGUCGCUCAGCGGCGCACUGCUCUCGCCCUCAGCAUCCAGCCAGAAGAAAGCCAACCCUUUCCUGACUCUGUCGCACGACCCCGAGGCGAAAACCUACCGGCAGGGCCUCCUGGCGCGCAAGGUCCACGCGGAGGCCGAUGGCAAGAAGAGUGAGUGCUGGGCCAGGGGGCACGGCAAGCAGCAGCCCACAGGGACCUGGGCCUGCGAGAGACAUCAGCCGUCUCACAUGCAUGCCAGGCCUGUGGGCAAGCUGGGUGGGAGUGGGCAGUGGUUGGGGCACUCCUGUGCCACAGGGGUCCUAAGCAACCUCACAGGGGUCCUAAGCAGCCACAGGGGUCCUCCAGCCCCUCCUGGGCAGCCCUAGACACCAAGGUGCAGGUGGCAGACCCAACUUGACCGCUCCCCAUCUCACUCUUUUGCAGCGCCCUGGGGCAAGAGAGGCUGGAAGAUGUUUCAUACGGUGCUGAAAGGGAUGGUUCUCUACUUUUCCAAGGUAACCAGGAGCAGGUCAGACCACUGCGGAAACCAAAGGACUUGCGCUCCUAGGCCACCCUCCCCGCGGGAGACCAGGGCUGUGCUGCGCCCCAGCAGAGCAAUUCUGCGCUGCCUCCCCAGAUGGCUGUGCAGUGCUUGGCCCUUCUCUCUCUUCUGGCAUCUUUACUUCCCACCCACCCUUUCUGCUGACCCCUGGGGUCUCGCAGUUGCAGGUAGAAAGCUUUGCUUUGCUCGCAGCUUUGCAUGCAGAAAGUCCCAGGUUCAGUUCUGUACGGCUGAGCUGGGAAUGCCCUCCACCUCCACCUCCACCAUGAGAGCCAGUGUGGUGUAGUGGUUAAGAGUGGUAGUCUUGUAAUCUGGGGAACCGGGUUCGCUUCCCUGCUCCUCCACAUGCAGCUGCUGGGUGACCUUGGGCCAGUCACGCUUCUCUGAAGUCUCUCAGCCCCACUCACCUCACAGGGUGUUUGUUGUGGGGAAGGAAGGGAAAGGAGAAUGUUAGCCGCUUUGAGACUCCUUAAAGGGAGUGAAAGGCGGGAUAUCAAAUCCAAACUCUUCUUCUUCUUCACCUGAGACCCUGGAGAGCCUCUGCUCAUCUGGGUUAGGGCGUCCUGAGCUAGAGGGACCAUUGUGUGGUGUGUCUCUUUAACCAGGGGCUUCUUCCCAGGCUGGCUGAGUGGGACCCUCUGCCCUGGCUGCCGGCUCAGUUGCACCCAGGACCCCUCCCCCCGGCUCCGUUCAUGUUAUCCUGGGUCUGCCCCCCUGCCCGCCUUGCCCGACUGGCCUCGGGCGCCUCUCAGCUCAUCUACCUGGGGUUAGUGCUGCAGGCAAAAUCUCUGCUCUGCCCCCGCACCCCCAAUUCAGCUUGCUCCUGCUGUUCUCGCAGGAUGAGAGCCGGCCAGACGCCUCUGCCUCAGAGGAGCCCAUCGGGGUUCACCACGCCCUGGCCGAGAAGGCCAGCAAGUACACCAAGCGGCCCCACGUCUUCCGGCUGCAGACGGCCGACUGGCGCAUCUUCCUCUUCCAAGCCCCGUGAGUAUUUGCAGACCUCUCUUGCAGCUACCUCCUCAGCUCAGGAUUUCCUUUUGGCUCCCUCCUGUCAUGGAUGGGUCCAAGGGAGGCAGGCCUCCCCAAACCACUGCCGCUUCCUCCUCACCUGAGCGAUUCGUAAGCUUCACAGAUCCAAAAAGAAAAGCAACAAAGGAUGGCUUUGGGCAGGAAGCAGCAAAUCGCAUUCGGAAAGACUUCGGUUCUUGUGGUAUUAGUGACACAGCAGCAACAUUCUUCAUCAGCAAGCAUAGAGCAAACAGUUUUAGUUUUUUAAGUGUGUAUUCAGAACGGAGAAACAGGCUUUGGUCUCUGGCGUGCCUCAAAAUCUGUCCCUGUCACUUAACUAUAGUCUUCGUCGGCAGUCCUGGGGAGUCAAGGUUACUGCUGUUCCCGUUUAACUGGGUGAAGAGGCCCAACAGUAAACAAAUUCUUGCAGAAGGAGGAGAGGUAUGGGACCCAAUCCUGCUAGGCUGAAGCCCAGCUCUGCCUGCUGGAUGUGAUGGCUCUUGGGAUACGGCUGUAUACAGUGGUACCUCCGGUUACAUACACCUUGGGUUAUAAACACUUCGGGUUACAGACUCCGCUAACCCAGAAGUAGUACCUCGGAUUAAGAAGUUUGUCCCAGGAAAAGAACAGAAAUCGCGCACGCCGGUGGCGCGGUGGCAGCAGGAGGCCCCAUUAGCUAAAGUGAUACCUCAGGUUAAGAACAGUUACAGGUUAAGAACGGACCUCUGGAACGAAUUAAGUUCGUAACCAGAGGUACCACUGUAUAAAGGUAAAGGGACCCCUGACCGUUAAGUCCAAUUGCGGACAACUCUGGGGUUGUGGCGCUCAUCUCGCUUUAUUGGCUGAGGGAGCCGGCGUACAGCUUCUGGGUCAUGUGGCCAGCAUGACUAAGCCACUUCUGGCAAAACAGAGCAGCGCACAGAAACACUGUUUACCUUCCCACUGGAGUGGUACCUAUUUAUCUACUUGCACUUUGACAUGCUUUCAAACUGCUAGGUUGGCAGGAGCAAGGAGCUCACCCCGUUGCAGGGAUUCAAACUGCUGACCUUCUGAUCGGCAAGCCCUAGGCUCUGUGGUUUAGAGCGCCACCCGCAUACAACCACUGUAAAGGAUUUUAUUAUUUGACAACCACAAUUCUGUUUCUGGAUUGCAAUUUGAAACAUAGCUAAACUUGGUGAUGUGUGUGUAACUCUUGCCUGCUGGUUUGAGGGCUGCCUGGAGUAAGUCAUGCCUGUUGCGUGCAGACUCCGGCUCGGAUACCUCCUGUCGACUGUCUUCCUUCUGCGUUUUCCUCCGGCUGCUGCCACCACCAAGCAAGGGCCGAUGGGGCUCUUGGGAGCAGGAAAGCUUGCUAGAUUAGAAACAUGCAUUCACUUGGAACCUUCUACCAUAUGUGGGAUUGGGAUGCGGGUGGCGCUGAUGUCUAAACUACAGAGCCUUGGGCUUGCCGAUCAGAAGGUCGGCGGUUCGAAUCCCCGCGACGGGGUGAGCUCCCGUUGCUCGGUCCCUGCUCCUGCCAACCUAGCAGUUCCAAAGCACGUCAAAGUGCAAGUAGAUAAAUAGAUACCACUCCGGCAGGAAGGUAAACGGCGUUUCCGUGAGCUGCUCUGGUUCGCCAGAAGUGGCUUAGUCAUGCUGGCCACAUGACCCAGAAGCUGUACGCCGGCUCCCUCGGCCUGUAAAAUGAGAUGAGUGCAGCAACCCCAGAGUCGUUCACGACUGGACCUAACAGUCAGGGGUACCUUUACCUUGACCUUACCAUAUGUGGUGGACAUGUCCAGAGUUUAGAAAGUUCUGGGACAUGAUCCAUGAAGAAAUAAAAAAGUUACUAAGAACUUCACAUAGUAAAAGACCAGAAACUUAUCUUUUGGGAAUAAUGAAGAGUGAUAUUUCAAAAGAAAAAAACUUAUAUUUUCUGUACGCGACAUCAGCGGCGAGAAUUCUGUUGGCUAAGUAACUGGAAGGGUAACCAGGUACUGACCAAAGAGGAAUGGUUAUGUAAAUUAUGUGAAUAUUUGGAACUGGCCAAAUUUACGGAUAAGACUAAAGCCAAUGAAUUCAUUCAAGAAGGAAUGGAAUUGCUUGAAUGACUAUUUAGAAAGACAAGGUUCAAAUGCAAAAAAAUGGCUGUGUCUAGAAUGACCUUGUGAAUGGAAAAAGGGAAGUAUACAUAUAUGCACAUCUGUAUAUUAAGAUGAAAAUAAUACUGAAAUACAGAUAAAAUAUGAAAGGUGAAAAGAAUUGUGAGAGUGAUGGAAGUCUAUUAUUUUUAUUUUGUAAAAUAUUGUUAAUUGUAUUGAAAUAUUAUAUUUUCUUUGUUCUUUUACUGUCUACCUUUGCUUUUUUCUUCUUUACUUUUUUUUCCUUUCUGUUUUAUUGGAUAUUAUUCUUUAUGUAUGGUUUUGUUUUGAUGUAUUUACUUUGCAAUAUAACAAAGAUUAAAAUUAAAAGAAAAAAAACGAGAAACAUGCAUUCAUAUAACUCUCCCUACCCUCUCCUGUUUACCUAGGACCGCAGCGGAAAUGAGUUCCUGGGUUUCCCGGAUAAACCUGGUGGCUGCCAUGUUCUCUUCGCCACCCUUCCCAGCAGCUGUGGGCUCCCAGAGGAAGUUCAUCCGGCCAGUUCUUCCGACGGCACCUUCCAAGAACUCCCUGGUGUGUGUCCUGGGGCUCCUUUAGCAGGCUGCUUUGCCGCUGGUGCACAGAAAUGGCAGGAUGGGGGAAUUUGGGGUGGGCAUCAGAGCGCAGCCCAUGGGCUGCCCCAAACCCUUCUGUGGCUCGCUCCCCAGCUGCAACCUCCUGCCAGAUCCUGGGCAGGUAAGGCUGAGCAGCAACCUGUUCUUCUUGCUGCAGGAGGACCAGCACUUUUCCCACGAAUCCUGGAUGGACCAGGUGUCAGACGACCUCUUGGAGCACCAGCGGAACCUGCCCAGCAAGCGAGGCCGGGGCCGGGACCUGGAAGAGUAUCAACUCAAGAAGGAAUAUUUGCUCUACGAGGUGGGCAAGGACCAGGCCUGUCUUUUGCAGGGGGCGGGAGGGGAACCUGCAGAGGAUGCUCCCACUGUACUCCUCCCCACUUUGAAUGCUCAGAACACCUCCCGUAUUUUUCGCUCUAUAAGACGCACUUUUCCCUUCCUAAAAAGUAAGGGGAAAUGUGUGUGCGUCUUAUGGAGCGAAUGCAGGCGGGAGGCUUUGCUCAGUGCUCCCUUUAAAGAGCCGCACACACGCUCCGCGUGCUCUUUAAAGGGAGCACGGCUCUUGGGGGAGUCUUAGCCACGCACAGCCUCUCCCGGGCAGGGGGAUGAAGGUUCCCCCUGCCCGAAGAGGCUGCGUGCGGUUAUCCCAUUCUGGGAUUCAGAAUUUUUUUUUUCUUGUUUUCCUCUUCCAAAAACCAGGUGCGUCUUAUAGAGCGAAAAAUACAGUAACUUGUAAAAACAUACAUAACUUCUCCAGGGCAAGGUUUUUACAAACGGAGAGUUUGCAUGUUGUUGAGGUCUUUGCUGGCUGCUUUGCUCUCAGGCUGCCAACUCUGAGCUUUUCCUUAUCCAAAUGCCUCCUCACAGUCCUGCGGUCUUUUGCAACCUUCCCCAGUGAGUGCAACACAUCUGUCGCAAUAAAUCUCACUACUGCUCCUUUAAAAGAAAGAAAAAUCUGCAAUAACCUGCCACUUUUGCAUGCGGUUAUGUACCCUGACCGUAAAAGCUGUUUUAACAGUGGAAUGGACUCCCUUGAAAAGAGGUGGACUUUCCUUUGUUGGAGGCUCUUAAGCAGAAGGAAAUAAGUAGCUAUCUCAUCUUUAAAAGACAUCUGAGGGCAGCCCUGUUUAGGGAAGUUUUUAAUAUUUAAUGCUGUAUUGUUUUUAACACUCGAUUGGAAGCCGCCCAGAGUGGCUGGGGAAACUCAGCCAGAUGGGCGGGGUAUAAAAAAUUAUUAUUAUUAUUAUUAUUAUUAUUAUUAUUAUAGAUUUGGAGGGAGGCAGUGUGGCGUAGUGGUUCAGAGCGGUGGACUCGUAAUCUGGUGAACCGGGUUUGAUUCCCUGCUCCUCCAGGUGCAGCUGCUGGGUGACCUUGGGCCAGUCACACUUCUCUGAAGUCUCUCAGCCCCACUCACCUCACAGAGUGUUUGUUGUGGGGGAGGAAGGGAAAGGAGAUUGUUAGCCACUUUGAGACUCCUUAGGGUAGUGAUAUAGCAGGAUAUCAAAUCCAAACUCUUCUUCUUCUUCUUGGAGGGCCACCUGUCAGAUUCUCCAGUUGUGACCCCUGCAUCGCAGAGGGUUGGGCUAGACGACUCUUUUGUGGUGUCUUCAAGCUCUACAGCUUUGAUAAUUACAGUGGUACCUCAGUUUACAGACGCUUCAGGUUACAGACUCUGCUAGCCCAGAAAUAGUACCUCAGGUUAAGAACUUUGCUUCAGGAUGAGAACAAAAAUUGUGCGGCGGCGGCAGGAGACCCCAUUAGCUAAAGUGGUGUCUCAGGUUAAGAACAGUUUCAGGUUAAGAACGGAGCUCCAGAACGAAUUAAGUGCUUAACCUGAGGUACCACCGUAUGUGAUUUUAGACUACAGAAACAUUAACUAUGGACAUAUUUUGCAUCCUUAAUCCUGCGUGAGAAGAUGGGGAUAACUCCUCCAUUAACAGGAUGAACCUUCUCCCUGGUCCUGUGUCUGAGGGGCACUGCCCUAGUUGACUCCCUCAGGUGCUGCCGGCCAGAGGCGGCCUUCCCCUCCCCACCCCCCACAUGACGCCCUGCCUUCUUUUGUCCCUUUGUGCAGAAGCGCCGCUACGAGACCUACGUGAGGCUGCUGGAGGUGAAGCUGGCCGGCGAAGACACGGAGGACCUUGAGCAGUGGGAGGUCCGGCUGGGGGAGGCGGGCGAGUUGCCGGCCGAGGAGGCCUGCUCGUCCCUGCAGAAGUCCCACUCCAGCCCCUCCCUGAACGUGGACGGCCUGCCUGCGGGGGUCAAAGUGAAGCGGAACAUUUCUGAGCGCCGGACAGUACGCAAAAUCAUCCCCAGGCGCAAUAAGCACUUGCUGUGA